CAUAUCAUAAUUAUCGUACCGGUCAUUGUCAUGAAUGUUUAACAAAAUGUCCAUCAGGUGCAAUUAUGUUACGUCCAUGUAAUCGUACACAUAAUAUGGAAUGUGUUUGUACACAAGGAUGGUAUAUGUCAAUAUUGGAUGGUACAUGUAAACCAUGUUCCGAAUGUCCAUCUGGUUAUGGUGUAUGGCGUACAUGUAGGUGGUCUCGUAACACUGUUUGUCGACAAUGUCAACCGGGAACAUUUUCCGGCGUUUCAGUUGGCACGCUUGGUUGCAUACCAUGCUCCAAGUGUGGUCCUAAUCAAGAAAUGAUUUCCGGAUGUGAUGGUAACCGUGAUACAGUCUGUAUUGAUCGAUCAGCUUUGAUGGAUUCAUAUUUGAAUACGAUUGAUGAUGGACAACAACCAUCCGAAAAUGAUGAUUCAAUCAUAUUCAAUUCGAAUAAUGGUAAUAAUCCUAUAGUUGGUUCAUCAUCAUUAUCUUCAUCAUCAUCAUCGUCUACAUCAAAUUUGGAUCGAAUUCGAAAUCAUACGAAUGGUGUACAUCUUUUACCAUUAUAUAUUUCAAUGUUGGUGGUCAUUGUUUUUACAUUCUGUAUCUAUGCAUUGAUACAAUUGAAAUGUAAUAAUUCACUUAUGUUACGUGUUGAUCAUCAACGAGUAACCGAUUCUUCAAGUUUACAUAUGCAUAAUCAUCAAACAAAACUUUUGCCACCUCAUCCACCUCCUUAUAAUGCCAACAAUGCUAUGCCUCUAUUUUCAUCAGCAUUGAAUAGAAAAGAAUCAUUACAAAGAAAAUUCCAUAAUAAUACUAAUAAUAAUAAUAAUCGUUCGACACCAUUAACAACUAAUCAUUAUGGACAAAAAACCUAUAAUGAACUAUUAAUUGGUCCAACUAGUCCUACAUCAACAACAUCCACAUCGAUUCAAUCGGUUCCAUUGAUCAGCGAUGAUGUUGAACAUUUAACUAUUGAAAUUCGUCAAGCAUUGGAAAAUAUGCUUGGAAAAGAUACAAUGAUUUGGCGUUCGUUAGCCAAAGAAUUAGGAUAUGAUGAAAAACAUAUCGUACAAUUCGAAGCCAAAGCAACGACUAUCACCAAUGGUUUAACAGUAGUCGAUACAUUCAAAGCUAUUCGUUUAUUAUUAUUGGAUUGGUCAUCUCAGAUGACUACAUCACCCGAUGAUCAUCAUCAUCAGCAACAACAACAACAAUCAACGGAAACUGGAAAUUCUGGUCCACCUUCAUUAGCUACAUUGAGCAAUGCUUUGAUAAGAAUAGGCCGUGUUGAUUGCGCUCGAGUUAUUGUCCGACAGAAUUAUCAACAACAACAAAGAUAAUAACAAACAAACAGAAGAAUCGCACAUCAACAUCAAGGCAAUAAAACUUUU
Molecule: messenger RNA, 1388 nt
Organism: Dermatophagoides pteronyssinus (European house dust mite)
Lineage: Eukaryota; Metazoa; Arthropoda; Arachnida; Sarcoptiformes; Pyroglyphidae
Biological process (GO): Rho protein signal transduction
Cellular component (GO): plasma membrane; cell surface
Molecular function (GO): nerve growth factor binding; death receptor activity; coreceptor activity
Source: RefSeq, a predicted model, not a curated record